Lodderomyces theae is the source of this 1755-nucleotide messenger RNA. RefSeq names its product calcineurin catalytic subunit A (gene CMP1). Gene Ontology annotation, biological process: calcineurin-mediated signaling; fungal-type cell wall organization. Gene Ontology annotation, molecular function: calmodulin-dependent protein phosphatase activity; calmodulin binding. Gene Ontology annotation, cellular component: calcineurin complex; cytoplasm. Lineage: Eukaryota; Fungi; Ascomycota; Pichiomycetes; Serinales; Debaryomycetaceae. The record is from RefSeq and is a predicted model, not a curated record. The coding region runs from base 1 to 1755 and encodes 584 amino acids. The transcript has a single exon.
AUGUCCAAUUAUACCAACAAUCGAGAUCCUUCUCAAGAUCUAAGACACAAGGCCCAGUCAAACACUGCUCAGAUCAACAAUGCCCUUAAUGCAAUUCAGCACAAACGAACCGACUCUGAUAUAAGAAAAGAUAGAACCAAGUACACUACUGACGAAGGUGAAACUUUCUCAACAGUUGAUAGAGCUGUUACAUCCGUAACCCCGCCAGCCCCAUUCAACCCGACAAACGAGCAAGUAUUCUUGCGCAAUGGGUUACCCAACUGUGAAUUCAUCAAGGAUCAUUUCUUCCACGAGGGCAGGUUGAGAGAAGAGCAAGCAAUCAAGAUUGUGAAACAGGCCACCCAGCUACUCACUGCAGAACCCAACUUGUUGAGUGUGCCGGCACCAGUGACCAUAUGUGGUGAUGUCCAUGGUCAGUAUUACGAUCUUAUGAAAUUGUUUGAAGUUGGCGGUGAUCCUAAAACCACAAAAUAUCUAUUCAUGGGGGACUACGUCGAUAGAGGCUCCUUCUCCAUCGAGUGCUUGAUUUACUUGUACGCUCUAAAGAUUACUUACCCAAACUCGUUUUGGAUGCUUAGGGGUAACCACGAAAGUCGUCAUUUGACUGAGUACUUUACUUUUAAAAACGAGUGUGUGCACAAGUAUUCUCAAGACUUGUAUGAAGAGUGCAUAACCAGUUUCAAUGCGUUGCCAUUGGCGGCUAUCAUGAAUGAGCAAUUCUUUUGUGUUCAUGGGGGUAUAUCACCCCAAUUGACUGAUUUGGACAGUGUGCGUAAGAUGAAUAGGUUUAGGGAACCACCCACAAAGGGAUUGAUGUGUGACUUGUUAUGGGCGGAUCCAAUUGAAGAAUACGACGAGGACAAUAUUGAUACCGAAUACUUGAACAACGCAGUCAGAGGCUGUUCCUAUGCAUUCACAUACAAAGCGGCGUGUAAAUUCUUGGACAGGACAAAGUUGUUGUCAAUCAUACGUGCUCAUGAAGCACAGAAUGCCGGAUACAGAAUGUACAAAAGGACCAAGACAAUGGGAUUCCCAAGUUUAUUGACGAUGUUUAGCGCACCAAACUAUUUGGAUAGUUACAACAACAAGGCAGCUGUGUUGAAGUACGAAAACAAUGUUAUGAAUAUCAGACAGUUUAAUGCAUCACCACAUCCAUAUUGGUUGCCUCAUUUCAUGGAUGUCUUUACUUGGUCAUUACCAUUUGUUGGAGAAAAAGUGACUGAUAUGUUGGUUAGUAUAUUGAAUGUGUGUACAGAAGAGGAGUUGGACGAAGAUUCACCAUUUUCAGAAACGCAGGUUGGCGGCAUUGAAGGAACCACCCCACCAAGUGCAGCAACUUCGCCAAGAGCCCAGCCCCCUACAUCCUUCCCUGCAGAGUCGGAUGAAAUCGAAACCGAUUAUUCUUUGGAGGAAAAGAAGUUGGCUUUGAGGAACAAGAUUAUAGCCAUUGGUAAGAUGUCACGUAUGUUUCAAGUCUUGCGAGAAGAACAAGAAAGUGUGGCUCACUUGAAGGAAUUGAACCGUGGUCAACUACCCAAAGGAUCCUUAUUGCAUGGGAAAGAGAGUAUUCAAAGCAACAUUCUUACAUUUGAACAGGCUAAAGCAGCUGAUCGUGUAAACGAAGCAUUACCCCCAAGCCAAGAAGAAUUGAAAAGGAGAGAAGAACAAAGAGGAAGACGCAUCAAAAAUCAAAUUGAAAAUAAGGACGGUGGCAGUCCCGUUUUCCAAAAAUUUAUGCGUAAAUUAUCGCGAUAA